AUGGUGCCACGUCGUCUAACCUAUCAGUUCCUAACAGAAAUUACUGAUAAUUUCUCAAAGGAGAGAGAACUAGGUGAAGGCGCCUUCGGACAGGUCUUCAGGGGAGUGAGGAAAAAUGGAGAAGACGAUAUUGCAGUGAAGUUGUUACAUAAUAGACUGGGACUUGACAAUCGGCAAUUCCAGAAUGAGUGCCUUGGACUUGACUGGAACACACGUUACAAAAUCAUAAAAGGGAUUUGCGAGGGUAUAAAAUAUAUUCACAAGGGACUGGGAAAACCUAUGUACCACUUGGAUCUGAAACCUGAAAACAUUUUACUAGAUAAGAAUAUGGUGCCUAAACUUGCAGAUUUCGGUUUGUCUAAGAUCCCCAAAGAAGACAAAACCCGAAUCACAGCAAAUUCCUAUGGCACAUGGGGUUACAUUCCACCAGAGUACAUCGAGAGAAACAUAAUCUCAAAUAAGUUUGACAUAUUCAGCCUGGGUGUUAUCAUAAUAAAGAUAGUAACUGGACCUAUGGGCUACUCUGAAAGCGCUGGCAUGUCAGAUGAGAAUUUCAUUGAACUGGCUCGAGGAAAAUGGAUGAACUGGCUGCAGUCGAAAUGGAAUGGUUGCUUGCUAGAACCAUAUUGCCAACAAGCAAAGAGGUGCAUUGAGUUUGCAUUGGACUGCGUGGAGAAAGAUAAGGAGGAGGGUGCUGCUUCGAAAAGAAAAAGAAAGGAGGAGGAUGCUGCGCUGAGCAGGGAGGAGGUUGUGGCGAUCAUGGGAGCGAUAGGCUUGGAAGUGAGAGGGCGGCGUGGGGACGGGCUUCCCGCAUCGAUGGGCUACGGCGAGUUGUCCCGUCUGUUCGAAUCGGAUGAGCCAAGCUUCGACGAGGUGAAGAGUGCCUUCGCAGUGUUCGACAACGACCAUGAUGGGUUCAUUAGCGCUGUAGACCUGCAGUUCGUGCUAGCGAGGCUCGGUGUCGUCGAGGACGCCGUCACAUGCCACGCCAUGAUCGUUGCAGCAGGCGGCAAUUGCUGCGACGGCAGGAUGAACCUGGCCCAGUUCCUCCAGCUCCUCGAGAAUGGCUUCAGGAGUGACACUGGCGGAGGGCGAGCGAAGCGUUCCUGUCUACACAGGGACUAA
Messenger RNA from Panicum virgatum (switchgrass), 1125 nucleotides. RefSeq names its product cysteine-rich receptor-like protein kinase 29. The coding region runs from base 1 to 1125 and encodes 374 amino acids. The transcript is spliced from 7 exons. Lineage: Eukaryota; Viridiplantae; Streptophyta; Magnoliopsida; Poales; Poaceae. Gene Ontology annotation, molecular function: protein kinase activity; calcium ion binding; ATP binding. The record is from RefSeq and is a predicted model, not a curated record. Gene Ontology annotation, biological process: protein phosphorylation.